GACUACUAGUGUGCCGUUGGAAUACAAUAAGUAAUCGUUGCGACUCCGUAAAGCGAGUAGAAAAAAAGAUUUCGCCUUGGAAAACCAAUCUCGCGCGACGCCCUUCGUCCCGACUCGAGCGCAUUUCCGAGGCAACGGGGCGAACCGUAAUUCGCGUGUUGAAAGUUUAAAAAAUUAAUUGGCUCAUUAUACUUUGAAUAAUUAACUGCAAACUGGUCAGAUUUCGUACGAUUGUAAAAUUAUAGAGAUAUAAUUAAUCGGGCAUAUAUUGAUUCGUCGAUCCAACAUUUAACAUUGAGAUCGGGAAAUUUUCGCCAAGAGGAGAGAGACAGGGCGUUAAUUUUGACCAAGUCCUACCGGGGGUCGUCGAUGCCGAGUAUGAGCGACGACACGAUCGCCGCGGACUCCUCGAAGAAAUUCAUGGACCACGCGCGAAAGGAACUGAGCGCGGUAUUGGGAAAAGUAGACGACCUGGGACUUCCGGUUAAAGCCUGGCGGCUGCUUCGCGCCCGUUCGCGACUGAGACCGACGAAACUGAUGAAAGUCCGCGCGAAGCACCUGUGGCUCCUCUUGCUGAUCGCCACGUGGAUCACGGCGCAAGCUACGUGGACUCGUGUGCUAACGUAUCGAGAUGGCAAGUGCUGGAUGGCGACGCCCCCGUUCGUGCAAAAACUUUUCCGACCGCCGCAAGACUGCUCGAUCUGCCAGGAUGUUCAACAGGUUGACAAACUCACCGCCGUCGAUCCAACGAUCUUUGAACAACGCUACGCGUAUUCAGGGAAGCCGGUGGUGAUAAGCGACGCGAUGGCGAAUUGGACGGCGCCCAAGGUGUUCUCCUUCCCGUUUUUCAAAACGCUCUACGACGGUGAGGGCGCGAGCUGCCAGUUUUUCCCGUACAAGACGGAAUUUCGGAGUCUGCAAGACGUCUUCGACAUGAGCGCCGAUCGAGCCGUGAUGGAAAAGGGCACGGCGCCUUGGUACGUCGGAUGGAGCAACUGCGACGAGAAGAUCGGCGUGAUAUUGCGGCAGCAUUACCAGAGACCGUAUUUUCUUCCCGCCACAGCCGAAAGCAAGAAAACUGAUUGGAUUUUCAUGGGCAGCAAUGGCUAUGGCGCGCCAAUGCACGUGGACGAUGUGGACUAUCCCUCCUGGCAGGCGCAGAUAAAAGGUGAAAAAUUGUGGAUUUUAGAGCCGCCGAGGGAGUGCCACUACACGUGCAAGAGGCUGGAAGUGAUUGUGCAUACCGGGGAGAUAAUCGUCUUGGAUACGAAUCGAUGGUAUCACCAAACGAAAAUCAUUUCCGAUGAUAUAAGCAUUACCAUCGGGGCUGAAUACGAUUGAAGUGAGUAAACCUCGGGAGCUAAAUUAAUUAUAUGACAGAUUCAGUUUUAACAAGAACAACUGACAGAGAAUUUAUUGUAAGUAUCAGUUCCUAUGUGCAAAUGUGCCGUUAUAAUAAGAAUAAAAUACGCUACGUAUUUAAUGCAUUUCAUCAUUUCGCAGAUCAAGAAAGCAAUAUUGUGCGUUAACAUUGGUUGAUUUAUUCCACCUUGACAUGCUAAUUCACCCUUCAAUCUCCGUGUGAAAUAUUUAAGACAUAAAUGAAAUAAAUCCUCGCAUGUAAAAGUACACAUGAAAGCAGGAAAUAAUAAAAUAUGAAAUAUAUUACGAAAGGCGCGGAAAGGAGGAUCUUCAAUAUUUUAAUGUCGUUAUUAAAACACUUGAUAGCUUAAGAAAAAGCUGGACAAUUUUACUUAAACUCCGGGAGUAUGUCGCUUGUGUUAAUCGUGUCACCGUUAAUUCAUCUCCCUCGUUAGAUUUGUGAAAUAUUUCAGUUAUUUAAAACGAAUCGAGUUUUAUUUGAGAAAGUUUUCAUUUUCGUUAAGUACAU
Messenger RNA from Vollenhovia emeryi, 1891 nucleotides. RefSeq lists its product as uncharacterized. Bases 370 to 1341 code for a protein of 323 amino acids. The transcript is spliced from 6 exons. The record is from RefSeq and is a predicted model, not a curated record. Lineage: Eukaryota; Metazoa; Arthropoda; Insecta; Hymenoptera; Formicidae.